Molecule: messenger RNA, 1326 nt
Organism: Alternaria burnsii
Lineage: Eukaryota; Fungi; Ascomycota; Dothideomycetes; Pleosporales; Pleosporaceae
Product: acyl-dehydrogenase nm domain-like protein
Exons: 3
Coding region: 1-1326 (441 amino acids)
Biological process (GO): L-leucine catabolic process
Molecular function (GO): flavin adenine dinucleotide binding; 3-methylbutanoyl-CoA dehydrogenase activity
Source: RefSeq, a predicted model, not a curated record
AUGGCCAUUACCAACGGAACUAAUGGUCCACAUGGGAACGCGAAAGACGUGAGAUUUAGGGAUCCGGCUGUUUACGCCGGGUAUGAAAAGCAAUGGUCGUCCGUUCCGGAAGAUGAAGCAGGUUGGCUCCAGCGUGCGCAAGAGGUUGCAGACGUUCUUGCCACUGAUGCCGUCGUGCGAGACCAAGAGAACAAAUCUCCGCGAGCGGAAGUAGCUCUACUGAAGAACUCUGGGCUUCUCAAGAUCCUUGGUCCAAAGCAGUAUGGUGGCGGUGGUCAGCAAUGGAGUGUUGCCUACAGAGCCAUUCGGAAGGUAGCUGAAACAGAUGGUUCAAUCGGCAUGCUGCUCGGCUACCACCUGCUAUGGUCGACCACGGCGAACAUUGUCGGUUUACCUGAACAAGCCGACCGCUUCCAGAAGCUCAUAACCGAGAACAAUUAUUUCAUUGGAGGCGCUGUGAACCCCAGGGACAGCGACUUGUCGAUCAAAUCGGAUGGGGCAAACAUUGUGUUCAACGGGUUCAAGUUUUUCAAUACUGGUGGUGUUGUCUCCGACCUUACCGUUCUUGAGGGUGUCUAUGAAGACACAGGCAACCAUAUCUUCGCUUUCGCGAAGACCGAUCAACCCGGCAUUCAAUUCGGACAUGAUUGGAACAAUAUCGGUCUUCGUUUGACCGAGUCUGGUAGCGUGAAGAUUUCCGAUGUGAGCGUGCCUUGGACGGAUGCGCUCGGCUGGAACGCAGAGACAAAAGAACCGGACCCACGCGCGCUGCAGAUACCCUUUGCGACGCUGCUACUCCCAACUAUCCAGCUUGUCUUCAGCAACUUUUACCUCGGUAUCGCGUUAGGCGCACAACAGUAUGCAGCAAGUUAUACGGUGAAGGGGACCCGGGCAUGGCCAUUUGGCGGUGAUAACAAAGAGAGGGCGACAGAUGAGUUUUAUAUCCUCGAACGGUAUGGAAACUUCCACGCUCACCUUCGUGCCGCGUCGGCCCUAGCAGACCGGGUGGGCCAAGAAGUUGACGCGAUCUUGGGCAAGUAUGCAGGUGACCUGGACACCCGUGGGAAGCUCACGGCACGGGAUCGAGGCGAGCUAGCAGAGUGGGUGGCAAGUGUCAAAGUCGUCGCAACGGAUACUAGCCUACGGGUCACAUCUGGAGUAUUCGAAGUCACAGGUGCGAAGGCGACAAGCCAGAAAGUAGGCUUAGAUCGGUUCUGGAGGGACGUCAGGACGCACACGCUGCAUGAUCCAGUCGCGUACAAGAAUCGGGAGCUAGGGAGGUUUGAAUUGCUGGACGAAAUCCCUGAGGCUACAUGGUAUACGUAG